AUUCACUCUCCCAAACACCAAAAUCCCUCCAAAUCUCCAAAGCCCAUCCCUUAAACACUCAAAUACCGUUAAAUCCUUGCCUACCCAACACAAAACCUCAAGCUUUUCACUUCAAUUUGUGUCGGAUCUGCUGUAUUUUUGGUGUGGCUGUUGGGAUUUCUCUCUCAUGGCUUCAAGAAGGGCUAGAAGUAAAAGGAAACAAGUGGGUAGUUCUAGCACCGGUGGUCAAGCUCAAGAAGAAGGUAACAUCUCCCAAUCAAAUCUCUUUUUGGAUAUCCAAGCUUCUACAAAGUAUGAAAUUAUCAAGAAUAUGGCUGUUUUAUCUUGCAAUUUUGUAAAAUUCAAUCAAUUUCUUCAAGGAGAUAUGCAUGUUGAACAAAUUUUUAGGGAACUUAGGUGGAAGGAUUAUGUAGAAAUUAACGAGCCUGUGUACUAUGAAGUUGUUCAUCAAUUUUAUGCUAAUUUGAAACCAAGAGGGAAUAAAUGCAAAACCAUGGUUUUGGUGUACUAUGAAGUUGUUCAUCAAUUUUAUGCUAAUCUGAAACCAAGAGGGAAUAAAUGCAAAACCAUAGUUGACCCCUUUCUCUGAGCUAUAAUGCGAGAUAUAAUCCACUGUAGUGCUCUAUUUUCUGGUGUAAGGGAUCCCACUUUAAUUUGAUUUUCAGUGCAAUUGGGGGCAAUUUUGGCUCUAACUAAGGCAUGAUUUACAUCUUGAAACUCAUCAUCUCCUCCUUUAGGUAUAUCUAAUACAGCACAAAUAUCCCUUGGUGAAAACUAAAAUGACACCCCAGCAACUAUGGUUUUGCAUUUAUUCCCUCUUGGUUUCAGAUUAGCAUAAAAUUGAUGAACAACUUCAUAGUACACAGGCUUUUUAAUUUCUACAUAAUCCUUCCACCCAAGUUCCCUAAAAAUUUGUUCAACAUGCAUAUCUCCUUGAGGAAAUUGACUGAAUUUUACACAAUUGCAAGAUAAAACAGCCAUAUUCUUGAUAAUUUCAUACUUUGCAGAAGCUUGGGUAUCCAAAAAGAGAUUUGAUUGGGAGAUGUUGCCUUCUUCUUUAGCUUGACCAUCGGUGUUAGAACUACCCACUUGUUAACCAUUUUUUUCCUUCACCCCCCACCUAGUGCCACCUAACUUGAUAUUUCUUUAGUUUGGCUAAUCUUUAGGAUGGACAUCUUAGGGUGAUGCAUUUUAUGUUUUUAUUUGACUAUGGAUAUUUCUUGAACCUUUUUAUCUUGUUUUAUGAAUGGAAAUGGCAUCACUUGUGUUAUCAUGCUUUGUGAAUGGUUGUUUAUGAUAUUGAUGAUUAUAUGCUCUUAUUGAGGGGGAGUUUAUUGGUUGAUGACAGUAUUCAUGACUUUGGUUGUCUAUGGUGCUAUAUUGAUGAUGAUUGAUGAUUAUAUUCAUUACAUAUUCUUAAUGCCUUAAAGGUUGAUAGCAUGAAUUAAGGGGGAGUUUAUUG
Messenger RNA from Rubroshorea leprosula, 1462 nucleotides. Lineage: Eukaryota; Viridiplantae; Streptophyta; Magnoliopsida; Malvales; Dipterocarpaceae. The record is from the annotation of a GenBank genome assembly.